CUCGGACCGAGGCUUGUUUUUUUCGGCAAAACCAAUGACAUAAACGCCACCAUCGUGGGGCGAGAUGGUGAAAUGUGAGAGCAGGGCAUCUGCUUUCGGUGUCACGAGCAUGGAGUUUGUGGCACAUGUUAUCAGUGUCAACAGCAGCCGUGCAUGGUCUCUGCCUCCCUCCCUUUCUCUCUCUCUCCCUCUCUCUCUCUCUCUCUCUCUGUGUAUCCAUGAUAUUGCCCCUGCCCAUGGCUGCUACUCGCUCAUUGACUCUGUGUAACUCAAUCUGAGAGGCUGGAGCCUAGCGGAGUGGGCUCGCUUGCCGUGUUCUCAUCCAGCCUGGACAGUCAGCCACGCGCUCGGCACACUGGAGAGAGCGGCUCUUAAGUGGCCUCUCUCUAUCUCCAUCUCGCUCUCUCUUCCGGGCCUUUUUUUUUUUUCCAUAACGGCUGUAGACGUAGGGAGCAGAGGGUGGUGAAGGACCCCUACUGGUAAAGUGGGUAAACACGCACAGCCCUGACAUCUGUGCUGCAUGCACGAGUGCGAGAGACACAAGGAGCAGGGGAGAGAGAGUGGGGACGAGUGCGAGUGCAGCCUAGCCGUGGAGGCGUGUGGGGAGACGGGGGGAAAAAAUGCCGUGCUUCGUGGAGAGAAUUCCACCCGAGCGUCAGGGAGAGGUGAGACGCAAACAGGAGGGCCGUCUCUUGCCAGCUGAAAGGGGUUUAUGCACUGAAAAGACCUCAGGAAAAUCCACGAUGGCCGCCAAAAGAAAAGGUGGCCUAAAACUCAACGCUAUCUGUGCCAAGUUGAGCCGGCAGGUGGUGUAUGAUGGCAGCUCCCAGAACGCCGAGGGCGACCCAAGCCUGGCGGACAAUAGCGAGCGGGGCAGUUCGCACUACGACGAGGGCGACAGACCCGAUAGCGAUUUCUCCGAAGGCUUGACGCUGGGCCAGAGCCUAGAGGAGGACCAGAAACGGCGCGAGGCCAUCGAGAAGUGGGUGAACGGCGAGUACGCUGAUGACCCGGCAUCCUUCGAAGACGACGAGCCAAAGGGGUCCAAAGCCAAUGGCGGAGAAGAUGGGCCUCCAGAGGGCGUGUACAUGGUACAGCCCAAAGGCUGCAGCGACGAAGAAGACAAUGGGGACGAAGCCGAAGCAAUGCCUAUGUCCCACGAGGGCAGUUACCAUGAUGACAGGGACUCAGAUAGUCCUCAAAAAGAGACGAGCUACCCGCCGUCCAGUGAGACCCCUAACUGCCAAGCUUCCUUCUCUUCUCCAGGGGAAGCCUCUGUCCUGCGCGACUAUGCAGCCAGCACCAUGAACGAGUUCCUCCACAUGUUUGGCUACGAUGAACAGCAGGGCCGUGACGAGCUGGCCAAGAAGAUCAGUUUUGAGAAGAUGAAAGCCGCUACCUCAGACCCCUCAUCCCUGACUAGUGAGGAGGCCACGCGCCGAGCACGCUUCUCCAAGUAUGAGGAGUACAUCCGCAAGCUGAAGGCCGGAGAAGCUCUGCCCUGGCCCAUGCACACCAAACCCGAGGAGCUCAACUCGAAAAUAACGCCGGAAAAAAGCAGCACACUCCUGCAUCCUUCCUCCUCCCUCCCAGGACCUGAGACUCAGAUGUUUUCCACCAGUGUGGAGCACAAGCAAGCCCAGAUCAGUGGCAACCCAACUGGCAUUCCUACCCACAACCUGGCAUCCCGUGCCUCCAAAUAUGACUUCUUCAUCCAGAAGCUGAAGAUGGGUGAGAGCCUGAGGCAACAGAAUGGCAAUGCUUAUAAGAGGCCUUCCAAAUAUGACCUGGAGAAUGUCAAGUACUUGCACCUUUUCAAGCCAGGAGAAGGCAACCCUGAUAUGGGCGGAGCAAUUGCUUUCAAAACAGGUAAAGUGGGCCGGCCUUCCAAAUAUGAUAUACGAAACAUCCAGAAGCUUCUCCCUGGGAAGGGUGAUUCUCCCAUGAUGCCUAGUGUUCUGUCCUCCACACCGGGCACCCCAGGCACGCCCGUGAUUCCAACAGCCGCUUCUGCCGGAGCUGUUGGACCCCCAUGCUUACCGGUAGACCAGGUGGGCCAUAUGGGCUUUAACACUGACUACAUGAAGUCCAGCUUCUCCAAAACUGACUCCAUCACUACUGGAACUGUUUCCUCAGUCAAAAACGGCCUUCCUCCGGAGAAACCCGUGACAGAGGACGUCAACGUCUACCAGAAAUAUAUCGCCAGGUUUUCAGGGAGCCAGCACUGUGGACAUGUGCACUGUGCCUAUCAGUACAGAGAGCAUUACCACUGCAUGGACCCUGAGUGCAACUAUCAGAGAUUCACCAGUAAACAGGAUGUGAUAAGGCACUACAACAUGCACAAGAAGAGGGACAACUCGCUGCAGCAUGGCUUCAUGCGCUUCAGCCCUCUGGAUGACUGCAGCGUGUAUUACCAUGGCUGCCACCUGAAUGGCAAGAGCACUCACUACCAUUGUAUGCAGGUGGGCUGUAACAAGGUGUACACUAGCACCUCCGAUGUCAUGACUCACGAGAACUUCCAUAAGAAGAACGCGCAGCUGAUAAACGACGGCUUCCAGAGGUUCCGCGCCACUGAGGACUGCGGGACGGUGAGCUGUCAGUUCUACGGGCAGAAGACCACACACUUCCACUGCAGGCGUCCCGGGUGCACCUUCACCUUCAAGAACAAGUGUGACAUUGAGAAGCACAAGAGCUACCACAUCAAGGACGACGCGUACGCCAAGGACGGCUUCAAGAAAUUCUACAAGUACGAGGAGUGCAAGUAUGAGGGCUGCGUGUACAGCAAGGCCACCAAUCACUUCCAUUGCAUUCGCCAGGGCUGCGGCUUCACCUUCACCUCCACCAGCCAAAUGACGUCGCACAAGCGCAAACACGAGCGCCGUCACGUCCGCUCCUCGGGCAUGCUAGGCCUCACGUCCUCCUUCCUCCUGCCCAAGGAAGAGCAAGAAGAAUCCAGCAACGAUGACCUGGUGGACUUCUCAACCAUUAGCAGCAAGAACUCCAGCCUGAGUGCUUCGCCCACCACUCAGCAGUCCUCCACUGUUCCCCACCUGAUGUCCACACCCACUACAGCUAGUACCUCCAGCCCCAGCAUCAAGCCCACUACCACCCUCCCCGCCGCCAGCCGCAUCUCCACUCUCCUCUCGCAGGCUCUUCCUAGUAACAUGCCUGUAGCCCUGGCGCUCUCUGGCAGUGCCCUGAGCAGUGCAUCCAACUCGUUCUUCCCACUUUUACCCAGGCUGCCCCUGCAGAUGCCCCCAGCAGCUGCUGGCAUGAUCUCUGCCGUGAGCUCCUGUGCCCUCUCCACACCCCGGGACUCUGUGGCUCCAAGCUCCAGUUCAGUUGGCGAGGCGGCAUCUGUGGCCUCAACACCAACUUCCUACUCUGCGUCCUCAAUCAUGGACAAGAUCUCAGCCAGUAAGGGCUUGAUAUCACCCAUGAUGGCAAGAUUGGCUGCUGCUGCACUCAGUACUACGAGCAACCCUGACACAGGAAACGGACAGCAGGCUCAGACAAGCCGGUUUAAUCCGGUUCAAGUGAAGCAGGAGCCAAUGGACAGCACCUCUGGGCCUUCCCAGGAGUCCAUGCAAGAACACAGCCUUGACCUGAGCAAGAAAGACCACGGUAAUGAAUCAAACGGACACCCUGUGCCGGGGAAUCAAUCUCUUUUAUCCUCACUUAUGAAUAAGAUGUCGCAGGUGAAUCCGGGCUUCUUCAGCGCCCUGAACUUGAAGUCGGAGCUGGAGAGCGGCCAGGCAGCUGAUAGCUCUGACGCGGCUCAGUACCUCAGCAGGCUGGUCAAAAGACCUGUUCUGGAGAAACCAGCCGAGUGGAAGACCUACCUGCGCAGAUAUGAUAUUGAUGAAAUCUGUGAUGCCCAGUGUGACUUCCUGCACAAAGUCCACUUUCAUUGUCUUGUGGAGGACUGCGGCGCGCUCUUCAGUACAGUGGAUGGAGCCAUCAAACACGCAAACUUCCACUUCAGAGCCAACCUAAAGGUUAAACCAGAGACCGCUUUCAACGAGGGCAAGGAGUCCAGCGAGGGCGUCCCCAAUCAGCUCGCUGUGCCCGUCUCUGUGCCCAACACUCCGCCCAUGGACGUGCCCAGUGCAGCAGUGUCAGGGGCCUAUGCCUCUUCACCCUCCCUGUUGGCAUGGAAGCAGAUGACGGGCUCCAUCCCCCCACUUCCUGCCUCCAUGCCCAACAUGGCCGCCUCCUCGCCGCUUGCUACCACUUCACUGGAGAACGCUAAGCCUCAGGUCAAACCGGGCUUCCUGCAGUUUCAAGACAAUGACCCCUGUCUGGCAACUGACUGCAAAUACUCCAACAAAUUCCACUUCCACUGCCUGUUUGGCAACUGCAAGUACGUGUGUAAGACGUCUGGAAAGGCAGAGUCACAUUGCCUGGACCACAUCAACCCCAACAACAGCUUGGUCAACGUGCGAGAUCAGUUCUCUUACUACUCGCUACAGUGUCUCUGUCCCAACCAGCACUGUGAGUUCAGGAUGAGAGGACACUAUCAUUGUCUGAGACCAGGCUGCUUCUUUGUCACCAACAUCACCACCAAGCUGCCGUGGCACGUCAAGAAGCACGAAAAAGCCGAGCGACGUGCAGCCAACGGCUUUAAAUACUUUACCAAGAGAGAGGAGUGCGGCCGCCUCGGCUGCAAGUACAACCAGGUGAACAGCCACUUCCACUGCAUCCGUGAAGGCUGCAUGUUCUCCUUCCUGCUCAAGCACCAGAUGACGUCUCACGCCCGCAAGCACAUGAGGAGGAUGCUGGGAAAGAACUUUGACCGAGUCCCGUCCCAGGUGAUGCCUCCUGGUCACCAAGCAGAUGAGAUGCAGCACAUGGCUAACAUGGCCUCUUCCGGCACCAUGGGCACGCACUCGAGCCUGUCUCAAAGCUUCUCCAACAUGGCGGAUGACAACGAUGACUACAUGGACUACAUGGGUGGAGGAAGUCCACUGGGCCUCUCGUCCGAGUCGUCCAACCAAGACCGCAGCUGCACCAGCACUCCUGUGGGCAAUGACAGCUCCCCUGCAGGACCAGGUUCUCAGAUCCCUGCUCCUACUCCCAUUACCUCUGCUGACACUCCCCCCACCUCUCAAUCUGCACCACCACCACCUCCUCCUCCUCCUCCACUUCCUCCUCCACCUUUACCUCAGGCUCCGCUCCAGUCCCAGCCUCCUUCUUUCCCCCCAACUCUCCUGCGUCCUCCUCUUCCCUCACUCCCAUACCUCCUCUCUCCAACCUGUGUCUCAUACUCUCUGCUCAGCGCCUCUCUUGGAGCCACUCGGAGUGUUGUCAUGCCAACCAACACACCAGCUUUCAGCCCCAUCAUUGCCACUCCGUCUCCGGUUAAAAAUGACGUGCCUAUAGUGCAGGACGCUGCAGGGAAUACCAUCUCCAUUCCAGCAGCAAGUGGUGCCAAGAAGCGCUUCUGGAUCAUCGAGGACAUGUCACCAUACGGCAAGCGGCGCAAGACAGCAUCCUCGCGCAAGAUGCUGGACGAGGGCAUGAUGCUGGACGGCUUCCGCCGCUACGACCUGUACGAGGACUGCAGGGACACAGCGUGCCAGUUCUCGCUCAAGGUGACUCACUACCACUGCACCCGUGAGAACUGUGGCUACCGGUUCUGUGGCCGCACUCACAUGUACAAGCAUGCGCAACACCACGACCGCGUCGACAACCUCGUCCUUGAUGACUUCAAGCGCUUCAAGGCGUCAUUGAGCUGCGACGUGGCCGACUGUCAGUUCUCGGGCAACUCGACACACUUCCACUGCCUGCGCUGCUCCUUCCGCUGCACGGACAGCACCAAGGUGACUGCUCACCGCAAGCACCACGGAAAGCAGGACGUAAUCAGCGCUGCCGGCUUCUGCCAGUUCAGCUCCAGCACCGACUGUACCGUGCCCGAUUGCAAGUACAAGCUCAAGUGCUCGCACUUCCACUGCACGUACCCUGAGUGCAAGCAUACAGUGGUAGGCAUGUCGCAGAUGGACUCGCACAAGCGCAAGCAUGAGAAGCAAGAGCGUGGCGACGUGCCCUCGUCCGUCUCUCCUAACCGGGAGGCUGGGCAACACCAGACAGGGCUGGUGGCACCACCAACUUCCAUUAGUCUACCCCCUACAUCACCUGGUGCUCAAGGGCUGCCCCACAAUAAUGCAGCCAUGUACCUCGCUUCAGCAAUGGGCACCGAGUACCCCAAUCACACACGUUCAACCCUCAGCCUGGAUGGCUCUCUGAAUCUUGGCACCGAUGUCAGCAGCUCACUGUUCUUCCUGAAGAAUGCCAGCGGCCUGGGCCUCAGCGACUCCCUGGACCUGAGCAAGAAGCUACAACAGCGCGAGGCACUGUUUUCUAUGGGGCCUGGAGCUUCCAUGCCUGCUUCCAUGAGCCUGAGCAAUCCACAGGAUGACACCACGGGCACGUCAGGCGAGCCCGAGGACGAGCUGUCACCCGACGAAGAGCCCACGCACGAGGACGAGGACGACGAGGACGAUGAGGACGACCCGGAGGAAGACAUGAACACGGACUCGUACGACGACUCCCUGCCCGAGCACGAUGGAGAGAAAGACAACGAAGACUGUUUCGAUGCUUCCAUGAACCAUGCCGAGGCUUCCCACCUGGAAAAAGACAAGUCCGAGGCCGACCUGUGAACCACGCUGUACGCACUCGAAGAAACAAUCCCUGCGUGCAAUGAACAAACCCCAGUUCGAGUGGCCUCGUUUAUCACGUCUAGAGACACCGCACAUGACAAGGAAAUGACAAAUACGCAAGAAAAGUGAAGGCCCAAAAUGAUUUACGAUGUUUACAUGAUGACCAACAUUAUUAAUUUAAUUAUGCAUUAAAAAUGAACAGAGAAACAGACAGACAGACGAGGCCGUCUUUUACACAUGGGUGGCAAUGUAAACAUUUUCCUACGCAUCAGUCUUUUUUUGUGUGUGUGCGUGCAUGUUUGAAUUUAAUUUAUUCUAUUUUGUUACUUUUUGUGUGUGGAGAAAAAAAUAUAAGUAAGAAACAGUCUAUAUAUAUAUAUAUAUAUAUAUAUAUAUAUAUAUAUAUAUAUAUAUAUAUAUGAGUAUCUAUAUACAGUACGUGUGUGGAUGUUAAAAUACAUUUGAAGUGCAGUCACUGAACUGCGGAAUCCAAGAAAGUAAUGGCACGCUUUUAAAACAAAGAAGUCUUUUUUUCCUUUUUAAAUGAAUGUGUUGAACAAUUGAUUUAUUAACAUCCUGCAUUAUUAUUAUUAUUAUUAUUAUUAUUAUUACUGUUAGUGCAGGGGCCCGUCAUAUUGCUUUGGCAUUUUCCAUUUCACACUUGAUUCACUUUUUUUUUUUUUUUAAAGGUUAUUUCCAGUCAUCACAGUUUUCACAUACAUGUUCUCAGUUGUGUCAUAGGCUCCAUUCCAUUUGGACAGUGUGUCUCUCGGGGACAAACAGCGUCAGUGACUGCAAGUUUCAGGCCAUAAGACAUCUAUCUCAGUAAACGCACCUCACCAAAAAGCUAGUGUGCACUCCAUUUUUAUUUCCUCCUCUCUUUGAAAUGAGGACUGUUUUUUUUUGGUUGUUUUUUUUUUUCCUGGCAUUGCAUAUUGCUAGUGCACUUUUGUAUAGACGAGGUUAGAUAGUCAAGCCUCUAUUUAAGACGUUUCGUUACGGUGUGCAUCACUGCAUUAUUGUUGCUUUUUUUUUUUUCUUUUUUUCUUCGUUUGUUAUUGUUGUCACUGUUAUCAUUGCAUUAGUCCUCCACUUGCACAGGCGUGACCAGUCGACACUGGUGUUUGUUGCUGCAGAACGGCCCGUUGGGAAAACGGGACGAGACCGGGGAGGAUCAUGAAUACUUGAUGGUGCUGCUGCCCAGGGGGAAAAAAAAAGGGAAUCAAUGCCAGCUCUUCGGCCCUCUAUGGACUCCCACAAUGCACUCAAGUAUCCAUUAGACACAAGGACGGAAGUGUGUUCUCUGAACGUAGGGAAGAUCUAGUAGCUUGUAGGUAAUUUUGUUCUCUUCUUUCUUUCAUUACAAUUUGAGUAGCAUGGAUAUUUAAAAAAAAAAAAAAAGAAAAGAAAAGAAAAAGAAAGAAAAAAAAAAGGUAGUGCGAAAAUUCCCAGUUGGAGUCUGUGGUUGAAGAUUCUUUAGAAACCUCAUAUAUCUGCUCUUAACAGAGAGACUUUCUUGGCUGUGGAUUAAAAAUGGAAGAACGUGUCACAGAGUCGCUGUAAGAAAUGCUCGAGUGUGUGAAUAAUACAGACAAAAAGCUACGUUUCAAGCUUCGUUUUCUCUUUCUAAAAGCUGUGGUCUAGCUCCGAUUACAACCGUUUAUUUAAUAUUUAUGUGACCUUGCAAAGAGAAAUGUUUAGGGUGUUUUUUGCACUUUUUAGAUUCAUUUUUACCAGAAAUACAAUGGCAUAUAUCUUUUAACAGGGAAAUUGCUAUACAAUGUUUUUUUUUUUGUUUGUUUUGGGGUUGUUUUUUUUUUCCACUUUGCUUUGAUGCACAAAUAAUUGUCGGUGUGACGAAGACCUGUUGUUCUGUGUUUUAUUUAAAAAAAAAAAAAAAAAAAAAGCAAAAAAAAAAAAAAAGGGACUGAUUUUCUUUGCUUCUGAGAUUGGAUGAUUUCAAUAUGAAACAGGCAUGCCAGAAGCAAGGCUGCCUAACGAGUAACACUAAUGACGACUGUAAUUUAAAUGAAUUCUAUACAGAGGAAAUUACUGCAGUGCUCCGCUCCAAAUUACAGAAAGAAAAAAAAAAAAAACAAAGCAAAACAA
This is a messenger RNA of Ictalurus punctatus (channel catfish), 8768 nucleotides long. RefSeq names its product castor zinc finger 1 (gene casz1). Gene Ontology annotation, molecular function: RNA polymerase II transcription regulatory region sequence-specific DNA binding; DNA-binding transcription factor activity, RNA polymerase II-specific. Bases 621 to 6659 code for a protein of 2012 amino acids. The transcript is spliced from 19 exons. The record is from RefSeq and is a predicted model, not a curated record. Gene Ontology annotation, cellular component: nucleus. Gene Ontology annotation, biological process: regulation of neuron differentiation; positive regulation of transcription by RNA polymerase II. Lineage: Eukaryota; Metazoa; Chordata; Actinopteri; Siluriformes; Ictaluridae.